This is a messenger RNA of Aureobasidium subglaciale EXF-2481, 330 nucleotides long. RefSeq lists its product as uncharacterized. The record is from RefSeq and is a predicted model, not a curated record. The coding region runs from base 1 to 330 and encodes 109 amino acids. NCBI's taxonomy places the organism in Eukaryota, Fungi, Ascomycota, Dothideomycetes, Dothideales, Saccotheciaceae. The transcript is spliced from 2 exons.
AUGAGUGUCGUCGGUGAGCUUUUGAAGGUACCCCAAAGCUCGCCACUUUACCAAUGGAGUGUCGAGACCUACAUUAACCACUGGGAUCCGAGAUAUCAUCAUCGAAAACCGAUUCCCGAUACCCCGAUUGACUUCUUCCACGAUGUGGCUCAAGGUCACAUUCUGAAGACCAUUGAAGGUCAGAGUCUUCCUUGCAAAUGUUGCCACGAUCCUUGUCGUUGGCACGAACACCUGGACGAAGAAGAAUGGGAGAAGAACUGCCAAAGCCACGACGCUACCCUCACCAAGCCCGAUCCUUCAACUUACCGCAAGCCACCUAGACGAUCAUGA